Messenger RNA from Geodia barretti, 624 nucleotides. The record is from the annotation of a GenBank genome assembly. NCBI's taxonomy places the organism in Eukaryota, Metazoa, Porifera, Demospongiae, Tetractinellida, Geodiidae.
AUGCGGGUGUGCUCGCGGGACAGCGAGCGUCAAGUGAACGAGGACGGGCUGGAAGUGACGUUUGCGGUGAAUCACCUGGCGCCGUUUCUGCUCACCAAUCUGCUGCUCGAUCGCCUCAAGGCCUGCGCCCCGGCGCGCAUCGUCACGGUCGCAUCCAGCGCGCACCGGCGAACCCCGCUCGACUUCGACAAUCUGCAGCACGAGCGCGACUAUUCUCCCUGGGGUGCCUACUGCCGGUCGAAACUGGCGAAUGUGUACUUCACCUAUGAGCUGGCGCGCCGCCUCGAGGGAACCGGAGUGACGGCCAAUUGUCUGCACCCGGGGUUGGUCUCCACCCAUUUGUUCCGCGACCUGACCGGGUGGCUGCGCGCGGCGCUCUGGCUUGCUGGCCCGAUGCUGUUGAAUCCGGACCGAGGCGCCGAUACCACGGUCUAUCUCGCCGGCGCGCCCGAGGCGGCGGACGUGACGGGGCAGUAUUUCGAGAAGCGGAAACCGGUUCGGUCGUCGCCCGUCUCCUACGAGACGGACGCGGCGCGCCGGCUCUGGGAGGUCAGCGCAGCGUUGACGGUUUCAGGCGAACCUAGCCCAAGUUUACCGGUCAAAAACAUAAACUAUUGCAAGUAA